Molecule: messenger RNA, 4235 nt
Organism: Catharus ustulatus (Swainson's thrush)
Lineage: Eukaryota; Metazoa; Chordata; Aves; Passeriformes; Turdidae
Gene: RBM45
Product: RNA binding motif protein 45
Exons: 10
Coding region: 99-1505 (468 amino acids)
Molecular function (GO): RNA binding
Source: RefSeq, a predicted model, not a curated record
CGGAAGGGAAGGGGCGGGCGCUGGAUCCGCGGCGGAAAAGGCUCGGCUGCGUUUCCCUGCCGUGCCCUGUGCAGCCUGCAGUGCUCGACGGCCCCGCCAUGGAGGAGAGCAGCGGCAUCCGCCUCUCGGCCGAGUGCCUGGACGAGCCGCCCAACAGCCGCGUCUUCGUGGUGCUGGGCAAGGACACAGGCGAGGCGCUGAUCCGGGAGCGCUUCUCGCCCUUCGGGGACAUCCAGAACAUCUGGCUGCUGCGGGACCGGCGCACCAACGAGUCCCGCGGCAUCGCCUUCAUCAAGUUCGCCCGCAGCUCGCAGGCCUGCCGGGCCAUGGAGGAGAUGCACGGCCGCAGCCUGGUGCCCGACGGCAAGCCCAUCAAGGUAUUUAUUGCGCAGUCGAGAGCUUCUGGAAGCCACAGAGAUCUUGAAGAUGAGGAGCUUACACGAAUCUUUGUUAUGAUACCAAAAACCUACACAGAGGAGGAUCUGCGAGAGAAGUUUAAGAUGUAUGGAGACAUUGAAUAUUGCAGCAUUAUUAAGAACAAGACUACUGGAGAAAGUAAAGGUUUGGGCUAUGUCAGGUACCUGAAACCGUCGCAAGCUGCCCAGGCAAUUGAAGAGUGUGAUCGAAGCUUCAGGGCCAUUUUGGCUGAACCUAAAAAUAAGUCAUCCGAGUCUUUUGAACAUGAUUAUUACAGUAAUAGCAUGAGACCAGAACUAAGAGGAAAUACGCUUCCGUUUUGUAUGCAGCCAGAAUUUUGUAGCUUUGAAAAAGCUGAGACCCGAAUUCAAGAACCAGUCUCCAAACGCCUGUUGGUGGUAUCUCGGCUGCCCCUUAUUCAGGAGCAGCUGUUCGCCCUCUUCGAUUUAAUUCCAUGUCUGGAAUAUUGUGAUGUUCAGAGAGACGCUCAUAACAAUAGUGGGUACGCUGUGAUUCAGUACAGCACUGCUGCCUCUGCUAUAUAUGCCAAGUACAAACUACAUGGGUUUGAGUAUCCUCCUGGAAAUCGACUGACUGUUGUUUUCCUAGAAGAUGGGAAUGAUAGCUCAGACCUUAUCAGGAAAAUGGCAACACAGCUGGUGACAGCCCAGGUGUCAUCAGCCUUGCGCAGUAGCAGCGCGAUGGUUCAGCAGUACAGGUCGCCUCCUCAAACAUUUGGAGGAGCUUCUGGCCCACAGUUGCUGCAGCCCCAAACAGAUGCCAUACUUCCACCACCCAAAAAAAAAGUUCCAUCUGACACUCCUGUGAAGGAAAGGCUUUUCAUACUUUUUCAUCCCCAUCCUUUACCUGUAAAUGUAUUGGAGGAUGUGUUCUGUCGUUUUGGACAAUUGAUAAGUGUUUAUCUUGUGACUGGAAAAAAUGUGGGCUAUGCAAAAUUUGCAGACAGAGCAAGUGCCAGCGAGGCCAUAACUGCAUUGCAUGGCAAGAUUGUGAAUGGUGUGAGGCUGAAAGUGAGGCUGGCAGACUCACCCCCGGAGGAGCCCAACAAGCGCCAGAGAACUUACUGAGCAGCAUUAGGACUAUUGCCAAAGGAGAAUAUAGUUGGAGGAGAAAAGCCUAAGCCCCAUUUUCUACAAAAUAACUCUCAAAUAUUACUAUAGCUUCCAGAUAUUUCCAGUACCAUACUGUCUUCCUAGGGGACAUGAAGUUUUGAUUUAACUAAUUCAGAAAAUACCAUGUGACUGUCUUUGUAUCAGUAUUUUCCCCUCUAAGCUUCACUCUUUGUACCUUUCUUUGUAUAGAUGUUCUUUGUGACCCCAGAGUUACAAAGACCAAAAAAAAACUUUGUCCCAAAGUGUUCUUUUUCUCCUUUUCUUCUAAGGACCUCCAUGUUGCUCUUUAGAUAAGCAGCAGAUACUAAACAUGGCCUUAGUUUUUAUACACACAACUUUUGUUUUAAAAAGUUGGAUUUUUGGGAUUCUUUUUCUGCAUGGAAUUAUAGCUAAAAUUAAAUUGAAACCUUUGUUUUUUUUAAUCGGCAGCUCUGGUGAAUGCAAUUUUAAGGAACUUGUACCCAUGCUCUUACUUUUGUACAAUGUUUUGUUUUUAAUGUGACUUUUGCUUUCAGCAAUAAAAGCCCAACCUCUGUGUCCCUAUAGGAAUAACUAUGAUGUGAAGGGUAAUAUGAUACCAGGUUUGCCUUGUGUACUUUUUACUGGAGAAGUGUAAAUAGAAAAUUCAUUCAAAAUUAGAAAAAUUAUUUAUCCCCCCUUUUUUCUAGACACCAGGUUCCUGGUUCCAAGUUUCUUAGCAGGUUGUCUUAGCAUCUAUGUCUUCUCAGCGUAGACAGACAGAAUUACUUGUUCAUUUGUCCUUUAGUUUGUUUCUCAAAUUCAAAUGAAGUGAUACUUAAAGGAAAGACUGCCUUUCUAAGGGGGUUGCCCAUGUGAUUUUCCCACUGCUUGACUUUGCACUGGACUGACUGAUAAGCUUUGCAGUAAUUUGGAGGCUUAUAUUUUGCUUUCAAUUAAAGUGUUGAAUUGUGCAUGUGAAGAGAGAUGCAAUUUUCUCUUCCUCUGAAGCAGUUGUAGGGUUUUUUUUAAGAUGUGAGAAUACUAACUUUUUAAAUUUUGAAUUUUAGCUGUAGGAAAUAACCUUCCUACCUAAAACUGCUGUGAGUUUUCACUUGAGGAAAUAGUUGCCUCUUAAUUAAAAAAUCCUUUCUAAAGUCCUGUUGCACUACUUGACUUUUGUCUCUAACAAGGUGACUGGAUUUCUAUACAAGGUUCUCUGAUAAAAAUUCACUAUAAGACCUGUGAAUUCUAGAGUCUGUAUGAAAAUAAAUGUCAUUCAAUGGCAUAAUUAAGCAAAAUAUUUAGUUUUAGCAGAUUUGAAGUUUUCCCCCAACACCUUCUUAUGCAAAUAGUCUUUUUAAAAAUACAAUUUACAGAAUUGUUUCUUUAAAAAGGCUUUAUGGUAACAGUAUGCUAUUCAUAAUGCUUUUGCAAUGCAAACUUCUGACCAUAAGAACUUUCUGUUACCUUGCAACAAACUUUAUCAGGCGAAUUUGAAUACACAUCUAUUAAUAUUCUGAACUAAUCCACCGAAUGAAUUUUACAGGCUCUGGUUCUCCUACAAGUCAAUGAAAUUCAGUUGUUUAUGUGAAUAGUUAAAAGUAGCAGAGCAAAGAUGCAAAUACAGAGCAGUAGAGUUCUCUUCACCACUUUUAAGUUUUUUGGCCUGUGAAGUUAUCCCCUUUUAUGCUAAGUAAGUGUUAAUGGCUGAAAUAAUCACUUCAAACUAUCUUGCUUUAAGUCAGUUUAGGCUUGAGAAGACAACCUCAGUGUCUCCUUCAAGCAGUUGCUAAAAGCAGACCUAUCUUAAAAAUCUUGCUUUGACCAGUUUGUGCUCUCCACUCAGGGCUUUGUGUUACUUUGAGUAUUUUGUUAAAAGCUCACUGCGGUGUCUGAUGCCAGUUACUGCACACUGUGUCAUUCCAAAAUAGAGGAAGGAAAGAAUUUGCUAUCUGUCAGGAGAAUGCAUUGUGGCAUCCCCACCCUUGGAAACUGUCCCCCCCACCCCCCUCAAACUACUAAACAAGAGACCCACAAGCAAGCAAAACAAAAAACCCAAACUCACCCAAAAUGUCUUUCAUAAAACUUUCAAAAUAGUCCUUAGAAAGCAGAGUUUCUAACUAGCAUUGUGUUAGAAAUGCCAGACACGGCUACCUGGAGCUGAGUUCUGUGGCUUUUAAUACUCACUGCUGAUUGACUUCAACCCACAGCAGAUGGAUUAAUUACAUUUUUCCCUUGAUGAAAAAACUUGGGUGUUUUAAAUUAUUAUUUAGUAACUGACUAAGUUGGAAAAAAACCUAUUUUGUCAUGAAAUAAUUGGUUGUUAUUGUCUUUCAUUAUUCUUGUCCAGAAGCAGUCCUGUGUCUCUGGUUUCGUUUGCAUUGAUUUUUUUUUUUAACUUAAACCUUCGUGAUGUUAAUAUGUAUAUAUUUUAAUGAGUCACUUCUCUGCAAGAAUGUUUUAAAAAGUAAUUGUAUCAUAGUUGUGAUACACAUUGAAAAAAAAUAGCUGUAUUUUGUAUCAAUAGUAUACUGCAGAAAAAAUGCUGGCUUUUGCACACAACUCAGGGAAAGAGGCAUUUCUUUAAAACUUAGAGAAGCAUGCCUAAAACUUUAAUAUUAUUCUUCUUAAGAUAUUGAAAGCCUUAUUUAUAUGCUGUUGUAAUUAUUCUAUUUUAUAAUAUGCACUUUAAAAUAAAAAUAAGUAUGUUGCUUUUUGAUACUA